CCCAACGUGGGUUUCUAUCGUGUAGCCACCCAGCGACAACGUUAGCUUUAUCUAGAUCAAAAUUAACACAUUUUCCACACCUCGUAGCCGCUGCAGCUCAAGGCGCCUCUUUAAGGACGCCAUUUUAGCCUCCGUCACCAACUUUCUGUUCUUUUUAAAUGAAGAGGAAGUUCUAACAGCGAAGUUACACGCGUCGCAGCAGGACACUGUUCGAAAAUGAAGACUUCUCAUGACGAAAAAUCUGUCAUAUUUCUGUUAGACGCUGCUGCACUGUAUCGAGAAACAUGCCCGGAGCUGUCACGGUUCUUCCUGCAGUGGCCUGUGAAUGCAGAUGCAUCACCAAAGCAAAAAUCCUCCAGUCUGUCGCUGAACACCUUGGUGUGUCCGUACUGUUAUCAGUGGUUGCAGCCUGACAAUCAUCGGGUGCGACUGCGGCCCAAGCAGCGUCCAUCAGCACGGGUGCAGAGCAUCCUGCGCAGAAAGGCCCGGGGGAAACGACUCAGCCUGUUGCAGAAAAAUCUGCUGCACCACUUCCAAAAGUCAUCCUCAGUACUGAUGGCCACCUGCCACACUUGCAAUAAGACAUCCAGACACAAAGGAAUGAACAGGGACAUAUUGGCUACCCUCUCCAAGACCCACAGCACCCCAGGGAGCACUGGCAAACACAAGACUCCACAGUCGACCAGCAGAUCCAGCACGACUACCCCCAAGACUCCCAGCAAAGACAAAACACCCGUUCAUACACCAAGGUCCACCUCCACCUCCUCUAACACUCCAGGGUCAGGCUCAUCUUCCUCCAAGCCCCCCUCUAAACCUAAAAAUUGGGUUGUCCAGCGUCUCAGCAAGAUUCUCAUGCGAGAGGACAAGCAGGGCAGCAAGAAGGGAGGCUUGAAAGAUUUCCUUUCCUCACUUUGAGUAUCUCUUAUGUGCUCUUAAAAAAAAACAGGGGGUAGACCCUUGUUGUAACCCGUUUACACCAAAGGCUAAAGGGUAAACUAAAGAGAGUAACUUUGGUUUCCAAGCCCGUGUGGGAAGGGUUAGAGUUUGCCCACCAACACAACUAUUGCUGGGCUGUUUGGAAUGGCACUCCUGGAAUCCUGAAUCUAGCGACUGGGAGCGCUGGGCUGGUUAUUUCAACUAUUAAUCAGGGUUAUUGCAUCCUCUGCUGAGCCUGUCAGAGGAGAAUGCUUUGCUCCUUUGUCUAAUUUAGCACACGCCUGUUGUAAUCUCCUAAACCGGGGAUUUUACUUUCAGUGGAAUGUUUGAGGAAUUAUUCAGUAUUUAUCAAAUGGCUAGAUCACAGGAAAACCCAUCUUUGUUCUGUGGUGGUGCUUGUGGCAUUACAAGCUGGUUUACAUGCCAAUAUCCUUCUCCAUUUUGGAUUUUUUUUCCUAAAAUUACAAUCAUACAUUUAUAUGAUAAAUAUAAAACUAUUUGAUAUUCAUACUACUUGAUGUUAAAACUUUUGUAUUUGAAUUUAUUUACUUAUUUUUUGGCCCUCUCCAGUGGGGAGAUUUCACAAAUAUGCUGUAAAUAUGAUGUUAACACUGUUGCAUUUUUGUACAUGCAUGUGUAAAUGAUUUUAACACUGUGCAAGUCACCAAUGAAGAUAUUUGUAAUUAUAAUCUAAAAUGGGACUCAUCAGUUGUUGUUUACAUUGAAUAGGCACAUUUGCCUAAAACUUGUACACAAAGACGUACUGACAAUACAUAUUGUCAAGGCUUUCAAUUUUCUUUUAAUAUUUUCUUUGGAUAUGUAUUUGUGAAUGGUUCUCUCUUUUCAUCUUUUUGUUAAGAGCAGGAAUUUAAAUAUAUUUACUGCAUUUUUCUACUGCCUGAUUACCUACCUGUUGUCCAUUAGCUGUUUAAUGUACAGUGUGUGUUUAAAUCCUGAAAUACCUCACAUUUGUAUUCCACCUACAUCUUAAUUCUCUGAAAUAAAACCUUUUCAGUCUGUGAA
Messenger RNA from Lates calcarifer (barramundi perch), 1959 nucleotides. It is a transcript of the gene rmp24, whose product is annotated as linkage group 3 C18orf21 homolog. The transcript has 5 exons. The record is from RefSeq and is a predicted model, not a curated record. Lineage: Eukaryota; Metazoa; Chordata; Actinopteri; Centropomidae. Bases 217 to 915 code for a protein of 232 amino acids.